GAGCUAGGAGAGAAAAAGAAGGAGAACGAAAAAAAGAAGAGAGAGAGAGAGAGAGCGUGUUCCCGCGAGGAGGUACAGGCCGAGUGAUCUCACUCGCAGGAGUUAGCCGGUCGGGACUAGGUUUGCGCAGGAGGAGAAGAGCGACACCGAGAGAGCAUCGUGAGAGAGGGACCAAAAGGAGAGAGGAAGCUCGGUGAAAGAGAGAAAACGUGCCCCUUGUCGGGACAAGAGGGACAGAGACGCCGUUAUAGGCUUGUAACCUGGUGGAGGGAGUGACUCGAGGCGUUAGCAGGACCGCGAGAGAGGAGGUAGAGGGAAAGGAGACAGAGAGUCGACCAAGAGAAGGAGCGGUGGGAAUUUAUAAGGAUGUUCGCGAUAAUGCCGAUGGAGACAGAGGGGCACGGCAGGGAGUUCGGCCGCCGGCAGAAGAUGCGCGCCAAGUGCACGGUAGAGUUCGUCUGCAAGUACUGCCAGCGGCGCUUCACGAAGCCCUACAACCUCAUGAUCCACGAGCGCAGCCAUAAGGACGACGUGACCUUCACCUGUGAGGUCUGCGGAAAGUCCUUCAAGCGACAGGAUAACCUCAAGCAACACAGAUGUGGGUGGCGGUGAGCGGGAGCUCUGAACCUCCUGCACCUUGACACACACACAAUGUACACGCAACAACAACAAUAUCAACAUGAUCAACAAAAAGAAAUUCUAACAACUCAACAACAGCCCAUAACAACAAAAAGUUGCAAUCCACGUUCUUCUCUAUCGUUUGACAUUUAUAUAUACUUAAAUAGUCUUCCCCUCUUGUUUCUAUUAUCUUUUUAUUUCUUUUUUAUCGUACUCGUCACUCAAAAUUUGCCGCGUUAUGUCCCUGUCGCAAUCGCGAGAACAACGCACGAUCAUCCAUUCCGUGCAUUGCUACCGCCACCACGAGAUAAAGAAAAAAGAACAAGGAAGGAUAUAACACACCCAGCAUGCUAUAAAAGAUCUACACUUCUAUCAACGCUAUCCACCUUUUUCGAUAUUCUUCCGCUGUUUCCGCUACGAUCGACGAUCCACGAUCGCAUUUAUCGCCUUCUAAUUUCUACUGAUACUAACACGAGCGCGCACAACAGCCCCCCUCGCUAAUCGCGAAGCGGCGGAAUUUGAUUUGCUAAUUAGGAGAAGAAAAAAAGUGAGGGAGAGGGAGAGGAAGCAGACAACUUCUUGAAGAGAAUUUUCCUCAUCUUCCGAUUUCGACCAUCUUUGUUCCAGGAGCAUACACUCUGUUCCCUACAAGGGCUCCAACGGCUACUCAAAUGGCUAUUCGAAUGGCUACUCUAGGUACUAGAAGCCAUCCGGCCAACUAAUAUCCUAAAUCUUCUCCCGUAGAGACGCGUUUCUCUCUGUUUCUGAUUAGGCUAGUUUCAUGCCGCCUGGUCGUGGUUCAACAAAUAUUUUUUGGAAUUUCGACGAAGCCUGUACGUAUGUACAUAAACGUACGACGAUGGAAUUUUCUACAUACGAGCGUGCAAAUGAAAUGUAGAAACGGAAUAACGUGUCGGCCGUUCUGUUCAGAAAGAAUUAGUUUCUAGAUAGUAAUUUUAAAUGACGAUCGAACACAGGAACGUCUCUUCAAUUGGAAAUCUUGCUUUACAUCGAGUCGAUCGUGAAUUAUGUUGAAUUAUUCUUCUUCCAGUUCUAUUCAAAAAUUAAGAAACGAAAGAAAAAUCAGUAGAAAGAACGAGAUCUGAACUCGGUAAAUGUUCAGACACCAUGCGUUGGAAAGAAAUGAAAGGAGAACGAGCGUGACACGAAAAACGAUAGAAAAAAAGCUCUCGACAACGAUCCAACGAUGAAAAUAAAAAUCCACGUCGAAAUUCCGAGAAUCUUUUGACCCGAUCACGCGUCCAUUCUUCUCGUUGUCCGUCUGUCGGUAUUCCGAGUCGAUCGAUUAAUUAAUCAACUCGAAAAGACGCAGCGCGUCAGCCUACUGAGUCGCAAGGGAAACAGUUCCGUAAUUACUGAUCGUCUCCUCGCCUGUCUUACGAACCUCGCUUCUCGCUCCUUCAUUCCGCUUCUCCGAUUAUUCUUUUUUUUUUUUUAUUUUUUUUAUUUUU
Molecule: messenger RNA, 2090 nt
Organism: Bombus huntii
Lineage: Eukaryota; Metazoa; Arthropoda; Insecta; Hymenoptera; Apidae
Gene: drm
Product: protein drumstick
Exons: 2
Coding region: 367-612 (81 amino acids)
Biological process (GO): embryonic pattern specification; regulation of transcription by RNA polymerase II; embryo development
Cellular component (GO): nucleus
Molecular function (GO): DNA-binding transcription factor activity, RNA polymerase II-specific; RNA polymerase II transcription regulatory region sequence-specific DNA binding
Source: RefSeq, a predicted model, not a curated record